AUGAUGAUGGAUCAGCGACAGCGAGAGAAGCUGCUUCAGAAAACCGAGGCCUGUGGUUUAAUGGCAGGUGUUGGGGCUGAGCUUGGCUUUGUCACCGUGACAGGAGACAACAACAAGAUAACUCAUGGGUCGGGUCGGAUGACUCGGAUCCAUGAUCAUAACAACCACCUUGGCCUUGCUGCUGCUGUUGCCACCUUUGGAAAUGUUCACAGGAAGAAAAGGAUGGCCAGGCAGAGAAGGACCACCACCACCACCACUGCAAUGCAGGUCAACCAUUUCCCUUCCAAGCACACUACACUAGCUCCUGCUCCUUCUACCUCCACGCACGUGCCACUCUCCCCACUUCCAUCUUAUAAUCCUUCCCCAUCUCUCCCAGCCGCACGUGAAAUCGAUCCUAAAAGGUUGAGAUUCCUUUUCCAAAAGGAGCUGAAAAACAGUGACGUUAGCUCCCUUAGGAGAAUGAUAUUACCAAAGAAAGCAGCAGAAGCUUACCUUCCUGCCCUUGAAUCAAAGGAAGGAAUUCUUAUGACCAUGGAUGAUCUAGAUGGUCUUCAUGUAUGGAGUUUCAAGUACAGGUUUUGGCCUAAUAACAACAGUCGGAUGUAUGUACUUGAAAAUACUGGAGACUUUGUUAACACACAUGGCCUACGCCUUGGAGAUUCCAUUUUGGUUUACCAGGAUAGUGAAAACCAUAAUUAUGUUAUUCAGGCCAAGAAGGCUUCUGAUCAGGAUGAAUUUAUGGAAGAAACUAGUAAUACCAUCAAUGAUAUCUUCCUUAAUGAUUAUGAGGUGAACAAACCUGGUUGCUUCAAUGUAACCUAUCCUGCAAUGAACGAUACGGGCAUGUCAUUCAUAUAUGAGACAAACUUCUCAAAUGACUCUCCACUUGAUUUUUUGGGUGGAUCAAUGACCAAUUUUUCAAGGAUUGGGCCAGUUGAAACCUUUGGCUCGGUUGAGAAUUUGUCACUUGACGACUUCUAUUAA
This is a messenger RNA of Gastrolobium bilobum, 984 nucleotides long. Its product is annotated as B3 domain-containing transcription factor FUS3-like. The transcript is spliced from 7 exons. Gene Ontology annotation, molecular function: DNA-binding transcription factor activity; DNA binding. Bases 1 to 984 code for a protein of 327 amino acids. The record is from RefSeq and is a predicted model, not a curated record. Lineage: Eukaryota; Viridiplantae; Streptophyta; Magnoliopsida; Fabales; Fabaceae.